AUGGCCAAUCUUUCCAUCCGCAACCUCACCAUCCAUCCGCUCGAGCUCGUCAGGUUCGAGCGCUUCGACGGCGAGCGCAUCGGCACCGCUUCCUUCCUCGGCAACGUCACGGGUGCCAUCACGGGCCUCCUCAAUGCCACCGAGUUCCCGAGCCACGAGACGCACGCCAAGGGUGACGCCCUCUCGGCCGAAGAUGUGGCCUUCCCCGUGGCCCCCUUCGCCACGCUCGAGACCAACGUCGCCGCCCCCGAUGACGGCCGCGACGAGGUCGUCCGCCUCACCUUUGCCACGGAGAAUCACCGCUAUCGGUCCGACGUUCCCAGCCCGUCGAGCAAGUCGGCCGUCAUGACGAAACUCGACGACGGCCCCCACGACCUCACCGUCGUCUACGUCCCCGCCCGCGCCCUCCUCGCCGUCUUCUCCUCGGCCCAGCUGAACGCCUGGAUGCGCGAGCUCCACGACGACUGGCCCCUCACCCUGCUCUCCAUGCCCGGCACCCACAACUCGCCCACCUGCUACACGGCCCUGCCCUCGGUCCGUUGCCAGGCCGUCGGCGUCCCCGAGCAGCUGCGCAACGGCGUCCGCUUCCUCGACAUCCGCGUCUCGGCCAACCCGGACGACGACGUCCUCACCCUCGUCCACAGCGCCUUCCCCAUCUCCCUCACGGGCAACAAGUACCUCGCCGACAUGCUCGACGACGUCUACCGCUUCCUCGACGAGAACCCCUCCGAGACGGUCGUCAUGAGCCUCAAGCGCGAGGGCACCGGCAAGGGCACCGACGGCCAGAUGGCCAAGUACCUCAAGGACGCCUACGUCGGCCCCAAGUCGGACCGCUGGUGGACCGAGCCCAAGGUUCCUACCCUCGGCCAGGCGCGUGGCAAGAUCGUCGUCAUCCGCCGCUUCGCCCUCGACGACGACAUGCGCCAGAGCUCCUGGGACGGCCGCGGCUGGGGCAUCGACGCCCAGGAGUGGCCCGACAACUGCGAGGACGGCACCGGCGGCAACGGCUGCUUCCGCAUCCAGGACUUUUACGAAAUCUCCGAGAGCGAGAACAUCGACAAGAAGAUCGACUUCAGCCGCGGCCAGCUCGAACGCGCCGCCGAGCAGGCCUUUGCCCUCGCCGGCAUGCCCGACCACCAACCCGACGGUCCCACGCCGCCCUUCUUCGUCAACUUCCUCAGCGCGAGCAACUUCUUCAACGCCACCUGCUGGCCCGAGCGCAUCGCCGCCAAGGUCAACCCGGCCAUCGUCGAGUACCUCUGCACCUGCCACGGCGAGGAAGGCAAGGGGCCCAACCGCCUCCGCGUCGGCGCCGCCGGCACCGGCAUCGUCAUCACCGACUGGGUCGGCGCCCACGAAAACUGGGACCUCGUCCGAUGCAUCGUCGGCAUGAAUGCACGCCUGCAGAUGCCGAGGUGA
Drechmeria coniospora is the source of this 1419-nucleotide messenger RNA. Its product is annotated as Phosphatidylinositol-specific phospholipase C, X domain containing protein. NCBI's taxonomy places the organism in Eukaryota, Fungi, Ascomycota, Sordariomycetes, Hypocreales, Ophiocordycipitaceae. Gene Ontology annotation, biological process: lipid metabolic process. The coding region runs from base 1 to 1419 and encodes 472 amino acids. The record is from RefSeq and is a predicted model, not a curated record. The transcript has a single exon. Gene Ontology annotation, molecular function: phosphoric diester hydrolase activity.